Messenger RNA from Sphaerodactylus townsendi, 4415 nucleotides. Its product is annotated as phosphatidylinositol-binding clathrin assembly protein-like. Gene Ontology annotation, cellular component: clathrin-coated pit; synaptic vesicle; clathrin-coated vesicle. Gene Ontology annotation, molecular function: phosphatidylinositol-4,5-bisphosphate binding; clathrin heavy chain binding; 1-phosphatidylinositol binding. The record is from RefSeq and is a predicted model, not a curated record. The coding region runs from base 368 to 2350 and encodes 660 amino acids. NCBI's taxonomy places the organism in Eukaryota, Metazoa, Chordata, Lepidosauria, Squamata, Sphaerodactylidae. Gene Ontology annotation, biological process: clathrin coat assembly; synaptic vesicle budding from presynaptic endocytic zone membrane; clathrin-dependent endocytosis. The transcript is spliced from 20 exons.
GGCGGGCGGACGGACGGGAGGGGGGGGUCCUCCAGAAAGCGAAGCCGGGCGGGCGGGCGGAGAGGCCGGGGCGUCGGUGGCGGGAGGCGGUGGUGCGGCGGCCGCCCUCCCUCCAGGGGUCCCCUCCGCCGGGCCUGGGCUGAACCCCCUCGGCCGUGCCCGCGGGCGCCAGCGGGGGCCGGGCCUCGGUGGGGCGGCGACCGGCGCUCCUCCUCCUCCUCCCCCUCCUCCUCCUGAGGGGGCUGUGCUCCUUUGGGGCGUCGGGAAAUUCCGCCUCCUCCUCCUCCUCCUCCCGCUGCCGCUGCUGCCGCUGCUGCUCGUCUCGCUCGCCGCUCUCCAUUGCCGGGGCCGACAGGGCGACGCGACCAUGAUGUCGGGCCAGUCGAUCACCGACCGGAUCACGGCGGCGCAGCACAGCGUCACCGGCUCGGCCAUCGCCAAGGCCGUCUGCAAGGCCACCACCCACGAGGUCAUGGGCCCCAAGAAGAAGCACCUCGACUAUCUAAUUCAGUGCACAAACGAGAUGAAUGUGAAUAUUCCGCAGUUGGCAGACACCCUUUUUGAGAGGACGGCGAACAGUAGCUGGGUUGUAGUGUUCAAAGCUCUAAUUACAACACACCACCUCAUGAUGUAUGGAAAUGAGCGCUUUAUCCAAUACCUAGCAUCUCGAAAUACACUGUUUAAUCUAAACAACUAUUUGGAUAAAAGUGCCAUGCAGGGCUAUGAUAUGUCUACCUUCAUCAGACGGUACAGCAGAUACUUGAAUGAAAAAGCACUUUCUUACAGACUCGUAGCAGUUGACUUCACCAAAAUGAAAAGAGGGAUUGAUGGUGUAAUGAGGACAAUGAAUACCGAAAAGCUCCUGAAAACCCUUCCAAUUAUUCAGAAUCAACUUGAUGCACUUCUCGAUUUUGAUGCAAACCCAAAUGAACUAACAAAUGGUGUAAUAAAUGCUGCCUUUAUGCUCCUCUUUAAGGAUUCCAUUAGGCUGUUUGCUGCCUAUAAUGAGGGAAUUAUUAACCUAUUAGAAAAGUAUUUUGAUAUGAAGAAGAACCAGUGCAAAGAAGGGCUGGACAUUUACAAAAAAUUCUUAGCCAGGAUGACCAAAUUGUCAGAAUUCCUCAAAGUGGCAGAGCAAGUUGGAAUUGAUCAGGGUGACAUUCCAGAUCUUACUCAGGCUCCCAGUAGUCUGCUUGAAGCAUUGGAGCAGCAUCUGGCUUCUCUGGAAGGAAAGAAGACAAAAGAGGUUUCGGCUGCUAGCAGAGCGAGCACGCUGUCCAGUGCGGUUUCCACGCUUGCCAACACGGGGAUGUCCUUCAGCAGAAUGGACGAGAGAGAAAAACAGCAGGCGUUGGAGGAAGAGCAAGCUAGACUUCAAGCACUGAAGGAGCAGCGGCUGAGAGAGAUUUCCGUGGUCUCCAAUUCAACUUCUACAUCUGCCUCUCCAAGUACUUUAUCAGGGAAGAGUGUGAAUACCAAUGCUGCUGUUGACCUCUUUGCCACGCCUGCCCCAACCACCAAUAGCAUGCCCAACCUUUCUACUGAUCUGUUUGACCUUCAACCUGCAUUUGUUCCAACUGUACAGAGUACUCCAGCCAUAGCGACUUCAGCUAGCAGUGCCUGGGGAGGACCUUUCUCAUCCACAAAUGGUUGUGUUGGGUCUCCGCCCCACCUGGACCUCUUUGAUAUGAAGCCGGUUGAAGAAGCUGUAAAAAGUACCGCCCCUUUUGUGACAUCCACGUUAAACUCCAAACAAACAGUGGAACUGUUUAGUGGAUAUCCUCUUCAUUCAGCCUCCCAAAAAACUGCCUCUUCAACAAUCAAUGUGGACUUUGAUGCUGUAUUUGGCGGGAAGUCAGCAGUGAAUGAGUUUAGAACCACAACUGUCUUUAAUUUUGCAGAUGAUGUAUUACAGCCGUCGAUACCAACACAAAGUCAGAGGGGAGCUUUAGUUGGUCAACAGAGUGGGAAGAUUUUGGCCAAUGACCUUGAUUCCUCACUGGCUAAUCUAGUAGGAAACCUUGGCUUUGGAGGAACACCAUCCAAAAAAUCCGACAUGCAGUGGAAUCAGCCUACAGAGAAGAAACUGACCGGCGGAACGCACUGGCAAGCAAAAACGAGCACCUCAACCACAUGGAACCCGGUCCCGACUCCUCCAGCUCCACAGAUGGUACCUGCUCCAGUAACCUACCCGGUGAAUACACCUCAAGUGCCUGUGUACGGAAUGGUACCUACUCAAAUUGGAGCGACUCCUAUUAUGGCAUCUCAGCCCAUGAUUUAUACCCAGACUGGUCUAAGGCCAACAAAUCCCUUUGCACCUAUUUCUGGAACACAGAUACAGUUUAUGUAGACCUGCCAAAGCAGCGAGAUACUUUGUCAACCAAAUAUUGGUAGAAAGAAGACAACUUUAAAGAGCAGUCUUCACCAGGGCACGUACCUGCUCCCCAUACAAUAUAAAUUACUUGGAAUUGCUGUGCUGUAGAAAUUCUUCUUAUGACAGUCACUAUGGUAUGAAAUCAUGUUUGGUUUUGAACUGCGCAAGACUGUUUUCAGUGGAAAACUGAAGUAUUGUGAAGCUGAAGGUCAGCAGUGUUAAAAAAAAACGUCUUGACUUUCCCUUACUGAAGAGGAGAAACUUACGUAGGAAUUCCUUGCAGCCUUUUCUCACCCAGCGAGUAGAUCGCUCAUAGUAAGCUUCAAGGAGGGUGUGAUGCUUUCUAUUUAUUUAUUUUUUUCCUCCCCAAACUCUUAUCACUGAUAUAAUCAUGUCACCACUUAAAUUGAGCUGAGCAAUAAAUUUUCAGGUGCUCUCCAGCAAUACCUGAUAUAUUAACUACUCUUUCAUGAUCAUAAAUGCCAAUAUCAUACGAAACCUGAACUGCUUCCUGCCCCCCCACCCCCACCCCCAAGCACGUCAGGCAAGCUUCUUCUAAUUCACAAAUUUUGUACUGUGAGUUUUCAAUGCUGUGAAUCUACUUAACUAGCAGGAAACGCAGUCCCCCGAUGCGGCAAGCAGAGUCUUUUCACACUGCGCGACAGAGCUACGCUUCAGCAGAAGCGUGGCGUCUGACUCUGGUCCUAGGGCAGUCGUGCAUUUCGGAGUAGCAAACGUGGUUCCAGCAUGGGUGGCAUUUAGCUGCGUUUCCUGACGCUGAUUCUCCCAUCCCCCUGCCUUCCCUGUGUAGAGGCAGCAGGAUCAUUCCUGAUUCUAGCAAGAGAAAGCCUUCAUGUCCUGGAGAAAGUCCAUGCGCAGCCAGCAGCAGCAAGUUUUGGCGAGUUUGUUGCCCUUUAUAUAAGAUAUGUGGCAUCAGCAUUUUCUUUCUUAGCUUCUCAGUUUUAAGAACUGGAAAAAAAAAACCACUUUUCUGAAAAAUGUUCCACCCGUUCUGCAUAGUGCGAGACCCUUGUUACGGGACAAAAGGAAAAGGAAAAGAAAGCCGAUUCACUACGUAAAAGGAGCUGAGCGAGAGUUUGUGUGCUCAUGUAAAUAUUUAUAAAUCUUUAUCUGCAAAACGUCACUGCUGCAGAGUGCCCCCUUCCUUUUUGUAACGCAUACAAAAUGCAAAUAUUAUAUUCCUGAAGAAAUUUAGCUCGGUUUUUUUUUCUGUUUUUUUUUUUAAAGCUCAAACUAUUCUCCUCGGAGAUGCACACAAUCUUCUUGCAGUGUUGGAGAGCACACAGUGAGUGGGGCUGAUGCAGCCAAGACGGUCCGUGAUUUUCAACAGCCUCAAAUUUUAUACGAGGAUUAUGGUCUUUAAAUUACAGUGCAAUUUGACACAAUGCAGUUCAGGACACACUUAAGAGGGGAGGUGGAAAGAAAUGGGAAAAGUGUUGAGGACAGUCCAAAGUCACACAAAGAUCCCACUCCUCCUGUCACAUUUCUACAGUGAAACCCCACUGAGGUACCCAUGAUGGCAAGAAGAGUCUAGAUUGGUGCCAACAUGGCUGUCUUCCUGAGGCUGGACCCUUUUAUCAUUAAAAGCAUCCUUUUUUAAAAUGCAGCGCUUGUGUUUGAUUUUCCAAAUAUUUGCCAAGGUGCUGCUUGUGCACCUGGAAAAGGGGUUUACAGAUGCAAGAAGUACUUUGCGGAUCGAGCUGUGUCAAAUUCAAGAAAACCAUUCUUUCUAAGUGUCUUUUUGUGUUGGUUGAUAUUGUGCCAAGAAUGUAAAAAAACAAAACAAAAAAAACUUGCUUCAAAAAGGAUUUACUUGUUUUGUCAAACUAAACAUGGUUUUUUUAAAGAAACAGAAUCAUUUUUUUUACAUAUGUGUUUGGAAUUUGUAACCACUAACUUUGUAUGGAUUAAAUGUUGCAAGUGGAGAAAAAUGUUUUAGAUCAAAAUCUUGGACAUGUACUGGCAAAGACAUAAACUGGAUGCAUGUACAGUAAUUAAAUGUGGAAAAGUGAAUUUUAAA